Messenger RNA from Pseudogymnoascus verrucosus, 1903 nucleotides. RefSeq lists its product as uncharacterized. The coding region runs from base 197 to 1516 and encodes 439 amino acids. Lineage: Eukaryota; Fungi; Ascomycota; Leotiomycetes; Thelebolales; Thelebolaceae. Gene Ontology annotation, molecular function: phospholipid binding. The transcript has a single exon. The record is from RefSeq and is a predicted model, not a curated record. Gene Ontology annotation, biological process: vacuole fusion, non-autophagic. Gene Ontology annotation, cellular component: fungal-type vacuole membrane.
ACUCUUCCAUAGCGACGACGACGAGAACAAAGCAAAGCGAUGUUGGAUCCACGCUUAUAAUACUGCCUAUUUCUUCUUCCACUAAACUUCUAUGAAUAUAUUAUAUCCCCCUCUUUCACCCUCCCACUAGAACCAACCAAAACUACCCUCCCCCCGCACAGGAACAACGGAACUGUGUGAACAAACCAAUACAGCCAUGGCAGCGACAGCGGGCUCCCGCUCCCCCUCACCAAGCCCGAGCAAACUCCCACCCGUCCCCGUCUCGCCCACCUACUCCUACGCCUCCACCGCAAACCCCAUCUCCGCCUACAACCUCCCCGCGCCCCCACCCCCCCAGCGCCACUACGCAGUCCUCACCAAGAACGACCUCGAGCUCUCGCAGACGGCCUACUCCGAGCUCCUCACCACCGCGAAACAAUACCGGCACGCGCUUGCCGAGCUCUCCAAAUGCGCUUCCCAGUUUGGCAGUGCGCUUGAAUCCUGCGCGCGACUGAAGGAGGCGCGCAGCGAGACACUGCAUAUCAACGGCGGUAGUCUGGGCAAUAGCAUCACGGCGCAGGGGACGUGCACGGCGGAUAACCUGAUGGCAGCGAGUGGGAUUCACCAGUUGGUCGCGAACCACCAGCAGAUCCUGUCGGAAACUGUGUAUCGCAGUUUCGAAGUGCCGCUACUGCACGAGCUGGACGGGUGGCGGCGGAGCAUGGAGGAGGAGGAGCUGGCGUACCAACGGGAGGUGAAGGAGCGUAGCCGGGAGAUUCGACGGAUGGAGAAAGAGGGGCUGAAACUGCAUAAGCAGCGUAAGCGCGAUGUGGCGCGCUUUCGUGGGCACUUGGUGGAUCUGACGACACGGCUGGAUGAGUUGACGGCGGUGCAUGCGGGGCAUUCGAGGGCGCUGUUGAGGGAUAGUCAGGAGGCGAGCGUGAAGAUUGUGGAGGCGAGUUCGUCGUUAGUGAGAGCGGAGGUUGAUAUUUAUGAGUCCCUUGCGCGGAAGGGAUGGUCAGGUGGGGGUCUGGAUGAGCUGUUGGAUAAGGGUGUUGAUCUCUUCGCCAACGACCUUGAUGGGAGUCACGGCGAUGGAACGAAGUUAUUCAGUAUCCUCCCGCAGAAGAGCAUUCUCGCCGAGGCAAACGCGGAUCGUCCACACCAUCGUCGUGGCGACAGCAUGCUCGUGGAGGGAGAGCAGUAUCAGAGUCUUACGGGGGCGGUGACAGGGGACCGCGACGAGGCGGCGAGUAUAUUCUCCCAGCGGACGACGACAGAGGGGCAUUUCAAUAAGUCGAGAGGGGUGCGCCCGUUUUCGCCGCCGCCGCCGGUGAGGAGGUUGGGUGCGCAGGAGGAGGGGGCGAGGACGCCGUUGAUGGAGGAGGAAGAAGAGGCUCUAGAAGGUGGGGAGAAUCCGAUUAUAGCCGGUGAAAGUGCAGCUGGGGAGCAAGAAGAUGAUUCGGCAACGAUACGAGAGGAGAGGGGAAGGGAGAGAAGCUGGAGUGUUACAGAUGAUGGAGUGUUGUCUGAAUAGUGUACCAUUAUACCCCUUUGUGGAACUGACGCGACUAAUGUUUUGUACGUUUAUACUGAGUUUGUCUGCACAGUCGCUGAUUUUUUAAAGUGUGAGGGAUGGUGGGAAGAUGGUUGGAUCAUACGUACGUUCUUUGUGUCUAUAUAUGGCUAUAUUGAGCUAAGCACUUAUACAAUGAUCUUUUGGCAUUGGAUCGCUACUUCCAUUUGUUCUCAUGAGGCCUCGCCGUGACGACUAUCAAAGUUAUGCUACAAGUCUCCUCACUAUGAGUUUCGUUAAUAGGGUCUGUGAUGCAUAUGAUCUCAAGAGUGAAUUUGUUUCAGAGGGUGGCCUAUUCCAGAUGUCCCCGUUGUGUAGAGUAGGACAUUGGGACGGACUAGGUGGAGG